AAAUCAGAGGAAGAAAAACAGAGCAAAUUAGUACUACCUGCAUUAAAGCUAAAGCACAAGAAUUUGGAUUACUUCAAUCCCAAAAUCUGCAUAUCUUUCUAUAAUUUUCUGGGAUUUCAAUGUUGUCUUCUUCAUCAUGCCUUACAUCAUCAUCAUCAUCUCCUGCAUUCAAUUUCAAAAAACAGCUCUUUUUUCUUCAUUCUAGGGGGUUUGCUGCUCCAUUAAGACUGUGUCACCCAGUUGGAAAUUACCAAAUUAGUAGGAGAAAUAUUGCUUUGAGUGGAAUUGUAGCUGCUGGAGUUUCAGCUAUGGAGUCAGCUUCUCUUACUACUAAACCUGUUCAAGGGCUGGAAAGAUUGCUAUUCAAGACAGAAGGAUAUAACUUUUGGACAUGGAGAGGUCACAAAAUACAUUAUGUGGAGCAAGGAGAGGGGCCUCCAAUUGUUCUUGUACAUGGUUUUGGUGCAUCGGCAUACCAUUGGAGGUACAACAUACCUGAGUUGGCUAAAAAGUACAAGGUUUAUGCAAUUGACUUGCUUGGAUUUGGAUGGAGUGAGAAGGCAAUCGUUGACUAUGAUGCUAUAAUCUGGAGGGAUCAAGUGGUUGAUUUUCUGAAAGAAAUAGUCAAGGAACCUGCUGUUGUAGUCGGAAACAGCCUUGGAGGCUUUACUGCACUGGCAUCAGCAGCUAGUCUGCCUGAAAAAGUGGUUGGAGUUGUACUACUAAACUCUGCUGGACAGUUUGGGGAUCCAAAUGCCAUAGCCAAACCUGAUGAAACUGAAGAGAACAUCUUGGAGAGGCUCAUCAUAAAGCCUUUCAAAGAGAUGUUUCAGCGUGUUGUCCUUGGUUUUUUAUUCUGGCAAGCAAAGCAGCCAGCUCGUGUAGCAUCAGUUCUCAAAAGUGUGUACAUAAAUAGCUCCAAUGUGGAUGACUACCUCGUGGAAUCCAUAACUCAUCCAGCAUCAGACCCUAAAGCUGGCGAGGUUUAUUACCGAUUGAUGUCGCGCUUCAUGUCCAACCAGAGGAAGUACACACUUGACAGUCUUUUAAGCAAACUAUCUUGCCCAUUACUACUGCUCUGGGGUGACCUCGACCCGUGGGUGGGUCCUACCAAGGCCGUAAAGAUCAAGGAAUUCUAUCCCAAUACAUCGGUUGUAAAUCUCCAAGCUGGACAUUGCCCUCAUGAUGAAGUCCCUGAGCUUGUCAAUACAGCUUUAUUGGAUUGGUUGUCAAGUUUAAACCUCGAAAAUCCACCUUUAUCAACCACUGUAAAUGUUUCAUGAAUUUUUGAGAUUGUUGUAAUUAUACUGUAAAUUUACAAAGAUGGAAAGAUGAAGGCAAAUGUAAUUUACAAAGAUGAAGAAAUUUUGAGCAAAUAGCCAACAACCUUAA
Messenger RNA from Beta vulgaris subsp. vulgaris (sugar beet), 1392 nucleotides. RefSeq names its product pheophytinase, chloroplastic. Gene Ontology annotation, cellular component: chloroplast. The record is from RefSeq and is a predicted model, not a curated record. The transcript is spliced from 7 exons. Gene Ontology annotation, molecular function: catalytic activity. NCBI's taxonomy places the organism in Eukaryota, Viridiplantae, Streptophyta, Magnoliopsida, Caryophyllales, Amaranthaceae. Bases 120 to 1283 code for a protein of 387 amino acids.